Molecule: messenger RNA, 2580 nt
Organism: Ochotona curzoniae (black-lipped pika)
Lineage: Eukaryota; Metazoa; Chordata; Mammalia; Lagomorpha; Ochotonidae
Gene: SMPDL3B
Product: sphingomyelin phosphodiesterase acid like 3B
Exons: 7
Coding region: 908-2380 (490 amino acids)
Biological process (GO): sphingomyelin catabolic process
Molecular function (GO): sphingomyelin phosphodiesterase activity
Source: RefSeq, a predicted model, not a curated record
CUGGCACCUGACUACAGAAACCUGUGCCUCCAUCCCAACACAGCAGGCUUAGUCACAGAGGCACCUGGCAGGCUAGCGUCCCGAGGACCAGAGUACUCUGUGGUCUCAGCUAGUGGAGAAGGAGCCUGUCUAAGGCCACAACAGCUUCUGAGGAAGCAGGAGACCCACACACAAGAGAUGAGUGCCAGCCUCAUGCCGCCAGCCGGCCCUGGGGGCCUGGGGCAGCGGCAGGUGCCUCUUGCUCGCAGCAUGGGCCUCAGGGCCUGCAAAGCCCAGCGCCAGCUGCCUGCUUCCUGUCUGGAACACAGUGGGGAGUGGUGAGGACAGCCAGCUGGACCAUGCUGGUCAGAAAGAUCCAUCACUUACACCUGAAGGAGAACAAGUUUGGCUCGAGAGAGGCGAAAAGCACAUCCAGGAGGACAGGUCAGGGAGUGCGGGGGUGGGGGUCAGGGCCAACUGCCCCGUGGGCCUGUCCUGUGACCACACUGAGUGUGCUGGGCUUGGCUGUGGAACCUGGACACCCCCGCAAACCUGAAAGCAGCAGAAGCAACCCAGAUGCCAGGGCUUGGGCUUGGCUUGGGGUGUGAGCAGUGGGGAAACAGAGUCGCCUGUUGGCUCUGAGUGACAUGGCAAAGUGACAGCCAUGGCAGCCGGUGAGCAUGUACUGGGCCUCACCCUGAUUUAAGCCAGAAAUCCAGGGUUGGGGUACAGGCCACACCUGCUGGGGCCUCCUUCUAGAAGCUGGACUGCUACCUGGCCCGCCCCUGCCCUACAGCCAGCACCCUGCUUGGCAUGCCCGAGGGCUACGCCGCUGGCCACUCUUCCUGCUAUUGCCAUUGCUGCAGACCCUGCACUGGACACUUGACAAGGUCUUGCCAGAGAGGCCAGGAAAAGGCUGAAAUUGGGAAUGUUCUUGGCUCUGUCUUGGCCUUCCUGGACUAAACCAGGCCCAUGGGUCUCCUUCUCUGAUCCCUUGGUACCCAGAGGCCUCCUUGUGCCUGUGUACCAGCCCCUACCCCCAGCCCAGCCCAGACUUGCUCUCCAGCAGGACUCUGCCCCCACAGGGAAGUUCUGGCACAUCUCAGACCUGCACCUGGACCCUGACUAUCAGGUGUCAGAAGAUCCACUCAAGGUGUGCCCAUCAGCCGGCUCCCAGCAGGUUCCCAACGCCGGCCCCUGGGGGGACUACUUGUGUGAUGCGCCCUGGAUCCUCGUGAACUCCUCCAUCUACGCCAUGAGGGACAUCGCACCUGAGCCGGACUUCAUCCUGUGGACUGGGGACGACACGCCACAUGUGCCCGACGAGAGCCUGGGGGAGGCAGCAGUGCUGCGGAUCGUGGAGCGCCUGACCACGCUCAUCAGAGACGUCUUUCCAGAUACCAAAGUCUACGCUGCUUUGGGGAAUCAUGACUUCCACCCCAAAAACCAGUUUCCACCCAGAAGGAACAGCAUCUACCAGCAAGUAGCAGAGCUCUGGCGCCCCUGGCUUAACAACGAGUCCAUCACUCAAUUCCAAGAAGGUGCUUUCUAUUCGGAAAAGCUGCCGGCCGCUGGCAGCUUGGGGCGGAUGGUGGUCCUGAACACCAACCUCUACUACAGCAACAACCAGCAGACAGAGGGCCUGCUUGACCCUGCACAGCAGUUCCAGUGGCUGGAGGCGGUGCUGACAGAUGCGGCCCAAGCCGGGGAGAGGGUGUACAUCAUUGGCCACGUGCCCCCUGGGUUCUUCGAGAAGACACGGGACAAGGCGUGGUUCCGGAACAGCUUCAAUGAGGAGUACCUGAAGUUGGUGCGCAAGCACCACCACGUCAUCGCGGGGCAGUUCUUCGGACACCACCACACCGACAGCUUCCGGAUGUUCUACGAUGAUGCGGGCACCCCCAUCAGUGUCAUGUUCCUUGCACCUGGAGUCACUCCAUGGAAAACCACGUUGCCCGGAGUGGUCAAUGGUGCCAACAAUCCUGGCAUCCGGGUGUUCGAGUAUGACCGAGUCACACUGGACCUGCAGGACAUGGUGACCUACUUCAUGAACCUGAGCCAGGCCAACGCGCAGGGGCAGCCGCGCUGGGAGCUGGAGUACCGGUUGACCAAAGCCUACGGCGUGCCGGAUGCCAGCGCCGGCUCCAUGCACGAUGUACUGGGCCACAUCUCCAACGACCAAGGCGUGCGCCAGCGUUACUACCUCUAUAACUCGGUCAGCUAUGACGGCCAGCCCUGUAACGAGGCCUGCCGAGUCGAACACGUGUGCGCCAUAAGCCAAGUGGCUUUUGAGAACUACAGCACCUGCUUGCGCGUGGCGGCUGCUGCGCCUACAUCUGUGCCCGGGUUCCCACUGCUCCUGGCAGCGCUGCUGGGCUUGUGCUUGCUCUGCGGCUGGUGACUUAGGGCGUCCCAGGGAAAGCAGAUCAGCGUCCUAUCACUGUCCUCCUGGUGUGAGAAGGGGACAGCCAUAUCGAGACCCCAAAACCCUUCCAGAAGUGCAUUGCUUUCUCAGGUUUCAUGGGAUGCCCACAAAGCAAAACCUUUAUAUUCUGGGAGCUGCCCGUCCUAAGGCAUAAAGAAUGUUCAAAGUGACACCCA